UUCUGUUCCCACUGGGGCCUGAAACCUGUUCAGCCACUCUUCAUUCUUUCGAGUUUGAGAUGUUUGGGUUUUUACCAUCCUUUGACAUUUUUUGUGUGUGUUCUCCGAACUUAGAAACUUGACUUUGGGUGCCAUCGCCUAUAAAAGGGUCCCCCACUCUGCACCCUGGCACCCAGACCUUGGACUCGACCACUGACUCAGUUGCCUUUCUCCAGAAAAACCGAAGGUGUAUCAAGGUGUCCGAGUGAAGAUCACAGUGAAGGAGCUGCUGCAGCAAAGACGGGCACACCAGGCGGCCUCCGGGGGAACCCGGUCCGGAGGCAGCAGUGUCCACCUUUCAGAUCCAGUUGCACCAUCUUCUGCAGGACUGUAUUUUGAGCCUGAACCAAUUUCUUCCACGCCCACUUAUUUUCAACGGGGAGAAUUUUCCAGUUGUGUUUCAUGUGAAGAAAACUCAAGCUGCCUCGACCAGAUCUUUGAUUCCUACCUUCAGACAGAGAUGCACCCGGAGCCUUUGCUCAGUUCCACACAAAGUGCUCCACACCAUUUCCCAGACAGCUUCCAGGCCACCCCUUUCUGCUUUAACCAGAGCCUGAUCCCGGGAUCACCUUCAAAUUCCUCCACUUUCUCUGGCUCCUUAGACUACAGUUACUCACCAGCUCAGCUGCAUUCAUAUGCUCCAGAGAAUUACAAUUCCCCUGCUUCUCUGGACACCAGAACCUGUGGCUACCCCCCAGAAGACCAUUCCUACCACCACUUGCCUUCACACGCCCAGUACAGCUGCUUCUCCUCGGCCACCGCCUCCAUCUGCUACUGCGCAUCAUGUGAGGCAGAGGACUUGGAUGCUCUCCAGGCGGCAGAGUACUUCUACCCGAGCACAGACUGUGUGGACUUUGCCCCAUCAGCAGCCGCCACCAGUGAUUUCUAUAAGAGGGAAACAAACUGUGACAUCUGCUAUAGUUAAUAGAAAUUACAGUAAUUCAGAACAUGGCACGGGUAUAUCUAUUUUUCUACCACGUCUAGAUGACACUACAAAAUAUGCAACUUGGUAACACAAUAUCCAAAGCACAGUUUACAUGUCACUAUUUCCAAUUUUCUGAUGCUAGGCAUUCAUGUGAAGUCCUCAAACCUGGUCAUUGUGCCACUCCUACUUUGUAUGCUCAUAGUUUAAAUUUUUGUAGGAAACUUUCAAUUGUUUUACCUUUUUGUGUAAUGAACAAAUGCCCUCUCCUUCUUUUUUUACUAAUAAAUAAUUUUGUAUUACU
Rhinopithecus roxellana (golden snub-nosed monkey) is the source of this 1265-nucleotide messenger RNA. It is a transcript of the gene POU2AF3, whose product is annotated as colorectal cancer associated 2. NCBI's taxonomy places the organism in Eukaryota, Metazoa, Chordata, Mammalia, Primates, Cercopithecidae. The record is from RefSeq and is a predicted model, not a curated record. Gene Ontology annotation, cellular component: cytoplasm. Bases 500 to 964 code for a protein of 154 amino acids. The transcript is spliced from 4 exons.